This is a messenger RNA of Aspergillus thermomutatus, 1437 nucleotides long. Its product is annotated as NAD(P)/FAD-dependent oxidoreductase. Gene Ontology annotation, cellular component: cytoplasm. NCBI's taxonomy places the organism in Eukaryota, Fungi, Ascomycota, Eurotiomycetes, Eurotiales, Aspergillaceae. The transcript is spliced from 2 exons. The record is from RefSeq and is a predicted model, not a curated record. Gene Ontology annotation, molecular function: oxidoreductase activity. Bases 1 to 1437 code for a protein of 478 amino acids.
AUGCAAUCUGACCCCAAGGACAACAUCUCCUAUCUCCUAACCACUGACCCCGGUCUCCCCGCCUCAAAUCCCACUCCCUCGUACUGGCAAGAACCCCCUCACCCUUUAUCUCACACCAAAUCCCCCACGCUCCCCAGGCAAACAGACAUUGCAAUCAUUGGCUCUGGCAUCACCGGCCUCGCAGUCUGCAAAACCCUUCUGGAAGCUCACCCAGCCACCAACAUCACGAUAUUCGAAGCCCGAGCCCUCUGCUCUGGCGCGACGGGUCGAAAUGGGGGACAGCUGGCGGCUAAUGCGGGGGAGGAGUAUGCGCAUUUGGCGGGGAUUCAUGGGAGUGAGAUGGCCGGACGGAUUGUGCAUUUUACGCUGAAGAAUCUGCAGAAGAUGGAGGAGUUGUGUAGCGCGUUUGCGACUGAGGAGGGGGAGCUGCAGAAAGUGACGAAACUGCGUGUGUUUUUGACGGAUGGCGCGUUUGAGCAGUUUGAGAGGAGUGUGAAGUUGAUGGAGAGGGAUCAUCCGUCUCUGCGGGGUUUGUAUACCGUGCUUGAUGCCGGGGGAUUGAAGGAGGAAUAUAACGUCGAUGGCGCAGGAGGCGCGCUCCUCCCGGCGGGAACGGUAUGGCCCUACCGUGUUGUCACCAGCACGUUCGCACGUCUCUUCGGAAAACAUCCUUCUAGACUCUCCAUUGAAACGAAUACCCCGGUGACGGAAGUCAACUACGACCAAACCAGCAAGACACACCCAUAUACCAUUCGCACGCCGCGAGGGUCCGUCCGCGCGACAAAGAUAGCAUACUGCACCAACGGCUACGCGAGCCAUCUCCUGCCCAACCUGCGCGGACGGAUAUACCCAUUCAAAGGGACGAUGACGGUGCAGGAUCCAGGUAAUUUCCCCAACCGGGGUAAAGAUCUCUCGUGGGGAUUCCAUUAUCCAGCAUUGUACGAUGCGAAGACAGGCAGCUAUCAGGCUGGGCUGUAUUAUCUCAUGCAGAAUACUAGGUCGGGGUAUUUCUUCUUUGGUGGGGAGGAUAAGAGACUAGAGGAUUGUCUGUCGGCGGAUGAUACUCGAGUUGAAGCAGGGUCUGUCGAGAAUCUGCAACGGAAACUCCCCUCGUGCCUUGGGGGGACUGAGGCUGAGGCUUGGAGGCUGGUGAGCGCCUGGAGUGGAGUUAUGGGAUUCUCUGCAGACGGGCUGCCUGUGGUAGGACAGUUGCCGGCUCUGCUGACGGGGAGAGACGGCGAUGGCGAGUAUCUGGCUGCGGCCUUCAACGGAUACGGCAUGGCUAACUGCUUGCUAUCUGGAGAGGCUCUGGCGAGGAUAAUGCUGGGGGAGGACGUGAGUGACUGGUUGCCGGAGGCUUAUGCCAUUCAUCCUCGGAGGCUGGAGAAGUUGACGUUACAUGGAGCAGUAAAGAGCUAUUUGAAUGAGGUAUAUUGA